This is a messenger RNA of Oryzias latipes (Japanese medaka), 3118 nucleotides long. RefSeq names its product solute carrier family 15 member 2 (gene slc15a2). The record is from RefSeq and is a predicted model, not a curated record. Gene Ontology annotation, molecular function: oligopeptide transmembrane transporter activity. Gene Ontology annotation, cellular component: membrane. Gene Ontology annotation, biological process: transmembrane transport; oligopeptide transport. NCBI's taxonomy places the organism in Eukaryota, Metazoa, Chordata, Actinopteri, Beloniformes, Adrianichthyidae.
ACUGGGGGAGAGCUGGAGCAGCUUUUGCGGGACACGCUGAACCGCCGUCCACGCACAAGGACUCCAUUGUCGCCUUUUGCGCAGAGCUCUGUCAGCUAACGGACCUCGGAGCUCCGCGCAAAGUCUGAGGCCAAAAAAAAAGUCUGCUGGGAAUCACCGACGCGGCAGAUGUGUUGGUGAAGUUCUGUGGUGGAACAUUAACAGGAAAGCUUUGCUCUGUGAGCAUAAAUGAUCGAACUUUCACGCGCGCGUCCUCACAACGGAACGCAGGGGGGACGGGCUUGGACCUCAGACAGAAGUUCCGGUGCUGCAUCCAGAAAAACAGGACAAUAUGUCCAAGAAACUUUGUGGAACCAACUACCCACUCAGCAUCUGCUUCAUAGUGGUGAACGAGUUCUGUGAACGCUUCUCCUACUAUGGCAUGAAAGCGCUGCUGACGCUCUAUUUUGUCACCUAUCUGAAAUGGGACAAGGACCUCUCCACAGCUAUCUAUCAUGCUUUCAGCGGCCUCUGCUACUUCACACCAAUCCUCGGAGCCAUCAUCGCUGACUCCUGGCUCGGAAAAUUUAGGACCAUCAUCUACCUGUCCAUUGUCUAUGUGAUCGGCCAUGUGGUCAAGUCAGUGGGAGCCAUUCCCACUGUGGGAAACACCGAUGUGCACAUAGCUCUGUCAAUGGUGGGCUUGAUACUCAUAGCUAUUGGCACUGGAGGAAUCAAACCUUGUGUGGCAGCGUUUGGAGGAGAUCAGUUCGAUGAGGAGCAUGUUAGUGAGCGGCAGAAGUUCUUCUCCAUCUUCUACAUGUCCAUCAAUGCUGGGAGCCUUUUGUCCACUUUGAUCACACCUGUGCUCAGAGGCGACGUGCAGUGUUUCGGUGGGGACUGCUACGCCUUGGCCUUCGGUGUUCCUGCAGCUUUGAUGAUCGUGGCUUUGGUCGUGUUCAUCGCCGGCAGCAGUUUGUACAAGAGGAAUCCGCCUCAGGGAAACAUCCUGUUGCAAGUCUGCAAAUGCAUUGGUUUUGCAAUAAAAAACCGAUGGCGAAAUUCAAAGCACGAGUCGAAGAGGAAGCACUGGUUGGACUGGGCUGAGGAGAAGUACUCGAAGCGUCUGAUCCAGGAGGUUAAGAUGGUUCUGCGGGUUCUGGUUCUCUACAUUCCUUUACCUAUGUUCUGGGCUCUGUUUGAUCAACAGGGCUCUCGCUGGACUCUUCAAGCCACACGGAUGAACAUGGCUUUUGGAAAUUCCUUCAACAUUAAGCCCGACCAAAUGCAGAUGCUGAAUGCUCUGCUGAUUCUUCUCUUUGUGCCCAUCUUUGACCUCGUCAUUUAUCCACUUGUUAGGCUGUGCAGAGUCAAAACCACGCCUCUGAGGAAAAUGGCCACCGGGAUGAUUUUUGCAGCGCUCGCUUUUGUGGCAGCCACCCUGGUGGAGAUAAACGUUGUGAAAACAGUGGUGGAUCCCGCACCUGAAGGAAAAUGUCUCCUGCAGGUCAUCAACCUGGCACAAGGAGACAUCAGUGUGAAAAUCCCUAAUAAUGACUUAUUUCCAGAUGCAAUUGCUUAUCUUCAGGACCCUCCUAAAUAUGAGAUGCUUGAACUGGAAGCCGCCAGGAUGGAGCUAAAUAUAGAAGUUAGCUUCUCUGGAUCAAAAGUGGUCUGCCAAGAAAAGUUUGAAGAUCAAAAGGCCCACAGUCUCAUUAUAUACAAAGUGGACACCAACCUUCGAUGCUUGUUGGUGGAGGACAACGUCGAGAAAAAUACAGACGGGAAGCCAUAUGUGCGGUUCUUCAGCACUCUGCAGGAGCCCAUGAACAUCACUGUUGGGCAGGUGAACUUCUACGCCCCCCCUGAUUACAGCAUGUCUUCCAAUGACACUGUGGAUCGAAACGAAUACCCAGCAGUCCACUGUGACCUGCAGUCGGAAGACUGUCCUGGUCUCAACCUCGGCCUGCUGGACUUUGGAGCCUCUUACACCUUCAUACUCAUGAAGGAAUCAGGUCAAAUUGUGGCUCACAGGAUGGAGGAUGUGAAAGCCAACAGCGUGCACAUUGCCUGGCAGAUCCCCCAAUAUGUCCUUUUAACGGCUGGAGAGGUCAUGUUCUCCAUCACAGGCCUGGAGUUUUCCUACUCACAGGCUCCAUCCAACAUGAAGUCAGUCCUGCAGGCCGGCUGGCUGCUCACCGUUGCAUUUGGGAAUGUGAUCGUGCUGAUUGUGGCAGAGGGGGCGGGGCUGGAACAGUGGAAAGAGUUCGUACUGUUUGCCGCCCUCCUGCUGGGCGUCUGCAUCAUUUUCUCAGUCAUGUCCAUUUUCUACAAGUACGUUGAGCCAGAAAACAUGGACAAGAUUAACCUGGAGGACACGAAGGAAGAAGAUGAGGGUGACGGGAAGAAGAGCAGCAUGAUGCUAGACAAAACUGGGAAGAGCACCAAAUUGUAAAAUUUUCUUACCUUUUUUAAAGCACCUUUGUUUUAAUUUGACUCGUGUCGUGGUGUUAUUUUUUUUUAAAAACCUAAUGUGACACGGCUGCUUGACAAUUCCUGUAGUUCAGUAAAUAAAUUCUGAAGGACAGCACAAGAGAAGUUUAAAAGAUCUUUUUUAGAUUGAUCAGUACAGCCAUUCCUAUGUGUUAUGUUGUAUAUUGGUUUGUUUUUAGGUAAAAUUGUAAUCAUAGGCUAUUCUUUGACAAACAGCAUCUGACUGAUGAUUUUACAACAUGUAUCGCAUAUUUUUCAUGAAGCUUUGAUGUAACAUAACGUUUGAGGACAGAUUUGCAAGAAAAUCUAAAAUUCAGUUUCCUUUGAGAAAUAAUUUCUUCGGGGCUUAACUGAUAUUAGCAACUGUUUGAUUUAGGCAAUUCCAGAAUAACAAAACCUCCCCGUUCAUUAGGAGGAGUUUGAAUUUUACUUACAAACACAAAAAAACAUUUAUUCAGCUGGUUGUGUCAGAGAAUUCUUGUUCAAGCAGACUCCAUCUGAUGGUGGACGGGGACGUUUUUGCUGUUGGGCAGAAAUGCGAUGAAGAAUGGUGUGCUUUGAAUCAGAAAAAGCUUGUAAAGAUUUCAAAACGAGACAUAUAAACAAACCUUGUAUAUGUAUGUAAAUAAAUGUGACUGGAAUGUCA